AUGCUAAGUCCAGAACGUCGUACAUCUAUGGCAGAACGUAGACCGUCAUUUUUUGCAUUUCAACAAGCCACACCAUUACUUGUACCUCAUUUGGCAGGUAUUGAAGACCCAUUGCCAGAGGCUACUCCCGAGAAUGUUGAUGUAUUAAUAGUUGGUACUGGCAUCGUGGAGAGUGUUCUUGCUGCAGCAUUAGCAUGGCAAGGUUCCAAUGUUCUUCAUGUGGAUUCUAAUGACUACUAUGGUGAUUCUUCUGCUACUUUAACUGUUGAACAAAUUAAAAAGUGGGUAUCUCGAAUUAAUGACAAUAAGAUUCCCUGUUAUAAAAAUGCGAAGUUAUAUGCUUCAAAUGAUAUUGGUCCUACUUGUAAAUAUAAAUCAAGAAGUUUUGGUAUUGAUUUAUCCCCAAAAAUAAUGUUUGCAAAAUCUGAUCUUUUGUCUAUAUUAGUGAAAUCAAGAGUAUAUCAAUAUUUAGAAUUUCAAGCUUUAUCUACUUUUCAUACUUUUGAAAAUGAUUCAUUCGAAAAAUUAUCAAAUUCUAAGCAAGAAAUUUUUACUAAUGAUACUUUACCAUUAAUGAUAAAACGUAAUCUAAUGAAAUUUCUUAAAUUUGUUUUGAAUUGGGAAAAUCAACCAGAAAUAUGGGAGCCAUACAAGGAUAGAUCAUUAGCUGACCUUUUAGCAGAGAAGUUUAAACUGGAAAGACCUCAAGUCUUUGAAUUAAUUUUUUCUAUAGGAUUAUGUUAUAAUACUGAUGCUAAAAUCCCUGAAACGUUACAAAGAAUCCGUCGUUUUUUGAUAAGUUUUGAUGUAUACGGACCAUUCCCAGUAUUAUAUUCCAAAUAUGGUGGUGCAGGUGAAAUAUCACAAGGGUUUUGCAGGUCAGCUGCAGUUGCUGGAGCUACAUACAAAUUAAAUGAGAAAUUUGUGUCAUAUAAUCCAGAGACUAAAAUUGCCACUUUUGAAAAUGGAUCAAAAGUCAAAGUUGAAGAAAAAUUGGUACUAUCACCUAGUCAAGCCCCUGAAUAUAGUUAUAAUAUGCCAGAACAAAAAUAUGAGGUGCAUAGAUUGACUUGUAUUGUAGAGAAGGAUUGCUCUGAGUGGUUUAAUGGGAAUGAAUCUGCAGCAGUUAUUGUCUUUCCACCAAACUCAUUGAAAUCUGGUAACCAAGAGGUUGUACAAGCAAUCAUUGUUGGCUCAGGUUCUGAAUGUUGUCCAGAUGGAACGUGCAUAUGGUAUUUAUUCACUACACAGCAAGGGCCACGUGCAGAAUUGGAUCUUGAUGCAGCACUAGAGGCAAUGGAAAUCAGUAUUAUUAGAGAAUCCUCAGUCAAAAUACCCCAAGAUGAAAGUUUAGUACAAGUCUCAGAAGAUGGGCAUUCUACAAUAAAUUCAUUUAAAUUGGGUCAAUCAUUUAAAGAAUACGUGAAAAGAGAAAAGGUACAAUUUUUGUUUAAAUUAUAUUAUACACAGUGUACAAUGGUCCCUCCAUUCAAUGUAGUAGACCCUUCUUUAUUCAUGCCUUCUUCUGGAGCCUCUUCGAAGUUUAUUCCUAGUGCUUGCGACAAUAAUGUGAUAUAUACUGCUAUGCCAAGUAGUGAAAUAUCAUAUGAUGAAGUUAUCACAGCAGCUAAAGUGAUAUAUGAGCAAAUUGUGGGAAGUGAUGAUGAUUUCUUUGAUAUAGAUUUUGAAGAUGAGGAUCCAGUGACAUCUAGUAAUAGUUAUGGUACUAGCAGAGCUAUUCAAUAUGAUGAAAACGCUAUUGAGGAUGAAGAAGAAGAAGAUAUCGAUAUGGAUCAAGGUGAUAAAGAUGGAGAUAAUAGUGACGUUGUGGGCAAAUUGGAAAUAUGA
Messenger RNA from Arxiozyma heterogenica, 1848 nucleotides. It is a transcript of the gene MRS6, whose product is annotated as GTPase-activating protein MRS6. NCBI's taxonomy places the organism in Eukaryota, Fungi, Ascomycota, Saccharomycetes, Saccharomycetales, Saccharomycetaceae. Gene Ontology annotation, molecular function: GDP-dissociation inhibitor activity. Bases 1 to 1848 code for a protein of 615 amino acids. The transcript has a single exon. The record is from RefSeq and is a predicted model, not a curated record. Gene Ontology annotation, biological process: protein geranylgeranylation; vesicle-mediated transport; small GTPase-mediated signal transduction. Gene Ontology annotation, cellular component: Rab-protein geranylgeranyltransferase complex; cytosol; cytoplasm.